This is a messenger RNA of Sordaria macrospora k-hell, 1851 nucleotides long. RefSeq lists its product as uncharacterized. Gene Ontology annotation, biological process: fatty acid metabolic process. Gene Ontology annotation, molecular function: NAD+ binding; oxidoreductase activity, acting on the CH-OH group of donors, NAD or NADP as acceptor. The record is from RefSeq and is a predicted model, not a curated record. Lineage: Eukaryota; Fungi; Ascomycota; Sordariomycetes; Sordariales; Sordariaceae.
AUGACGCCGUGGAAACUACCAUCUACUGCGGGAAGGUCGGUCGGCAUUCUCGGCGCCGGCGUCUUGGGCCGUCGAAUCGGCGCCUGCUGGGCAUCCGCCGGCUACAGAGUCCACAUCAGAGACCCAGACCCUCAACAGACGAAUGCGGCUUUGCAGUACAUCACCAACGAGUUAUGGAGAUACAAGCCCGUAAUUGAUCCAAACACCAUUAGCGUUCAUGGCUUCCAAGACAUGAAGCCCGCCGUCGAGGACUCCUGGCUUGUUAUCGAAUGCGUACCAGAGAGAUUGGACAUGAAGAUCGAUGUGUUCGCCGAGCUUGAAGGCGUCACUCGAUCGGACGCUAUCCUGGCUUCCAACUCGUCCUCCUACAAGUCCCGCGAGAUGACAGUCAAGGUCAAGCCGGAGACGGCCCAACGAAUGCUGAACACCCACUACAUGGUCCCGCCGGCCAUCCGCAUCGUCGAGCUCAUGACGAGUGGCUCUACGCGAGAAGAGAUAUUCCCCUUCCUCUUGGAACACUUCAAAGCGUCAGGCAUGAUGCCGGUGAUUGCACACCAGGAGUCAACUGGUUUUAUCCUGAAUCGUGUCUGGGCAGCCAUCAAGCGCGAGUGUCUCAUGGUGUUGGCUGAAAGGGUUGCCACUCCCGAAGAACUCGACGCCGUCUGGACCGAAAUGUUUAUCAAGAACGGCAGUCCGCCUUGCACCCUGAUGGACUCGGUCGGCCUAGAUACCGUUUCACUCAUCGAGAAGCACUACAUCGAAGAGCGUGGCCUGCAGGACAGAGGUGUUUUGCCCUUCUUGCAAAAGUACAUUGACGAGGGCAAGCUCGGAGCCAAGAGCAGCAAGGGUGGUCUUUACCCUCCUGGCCACACCGUCAAGACAGCUAACCAGGAACAAACGAGUCACGACAAUUUGCACGCGCCGGCCUUGUACUUCUUGGACAUUGGAUGGAACAAUGAUCCGGAUGACGUCGAGUUUUACAGAAAGGGCCGCAUCCUCGUCGGAAGCGCAGACGGAAGAUCUCCGCUCAGGGUAAUCGUCGAUCACCUGCCGAUGCCAGAUGGAAUUGCCCUCUCCCACAAGACUGGCAAGAUCUUCUGGACCAACAUGGGCACUCCCGGCCAGAACGACGGUUCCAUCAUGUCGUGCAACCUGGAUGGCACUGGCAUACGGGUCGUCAUCCCUCCUGGCGCUGUCCACACCCCCAAGCAGUUGUCUGUUGACCAGGACAAUGAGGUGCUCUACUUUUCUGACCGAGAGGGCAUGCGAGUCUUCCGUUGCGGCGUCGAUGGGUCGAAUCUCCAGACGCUCGUCCGAGCUGGCGACUGGCGGAAGGGCAUUGAUGAUCCUACCUCGUGGUGCGUAGGCAUUACUGUCUCGGCUAAGGAGGGAAAGUUUUACUGGACUCAGAAGGGGCCGCCCAAAGGGUCUAAAGGACGCAUUUACCGGGCCUCCAUCAAGAUGCCCGAAGGAUAUGAUGCCUCUAACAGACCGGACAUUGAGGUAGUCUUUGAACACCUGCCGGAGCCGAUUGACCUCGAGAUGGACGAGGAUGGCAGCGCCCUGUACUGGACAGACCGCGGAGAGCUGCCGAAUGGUAACAGUCUGAACCGGGCAACCCUCAACCCGGACGGGUCAUUCAGUAACCACCAGGUCCUCGCGCGGAACUUGCACGAGGCAAUUGGACUAGCCAUUGAUAAAACAACGAGGCAUAUCUAUGCUACAGAUCUUGGCGGCGCGGUCUAUCGGUUCAACAUGGACGGCAGUGGUAAACAGAAGUUCUAUGAAGACCAGGGAGCGUUUACGGGCAUUGCUUUGUUGGAACAGGUUGAUCCCAGUUCGAGCUUGUAG